This is a messenger RNA of Mastomys coucha (southern multimammate mouse), 1484 nucleotides long. It is a transcript of the gene Duoxa1, whose product is annotated as dual oxidase maturation factor 1. NCBI's taxonomy places the organism in Eukaryota, Metazoa, Chordata, Mammalia, Rodentia, Muridae. Gene Ontology annotation, cellular component: endoplasmic reticulum membrane. The transcript is spliced from 8 exons. The record is from RefSeq and is a predicted model, not a curated record. Gene Ontology annotation, biological process: protein transport. The coding region runs from base 211 to 1269 and encodes 352 amino acids.
GGGCACAGUAGGGAGGGAUAGAAGCUAGCGCGGGGACCCGCGUGAAAGGGGACCGGAGCAUGAAAGGACAUCUACGUCUGGACCCGGUUCCUGCCCCGUCCCCACGACCCGGAGCGUUGUGAGUGAGUGCCCAAAGACGAGCAGCGCCAGGUGCCACGCGCAGUAUCUGAAAGAGAGGAAGCAUCAACACCCCUGUGUACCCCCACCAAAAUGGCUGCUCUUGGACACACGCUGCCCUUCUACACUGGCCCCAAGCCAACCUUUCCAAUGGACACUACUCUGGCUGUUAUCAUCACCAUCUUCCUGACUGCACUGGUCACCUUCAUCAUCAUCCUGCCUGGCAUCCGUGGGAAGACGAGGCUGUUCUGGCUGCUACGGGUGGUGACCAGCUUAUUCAUCGGGGCUGUGAUCCUGGCUGUGAACUUCAGUUCCGAGUGGUCUGUUGGCCAUGUCAACACCAACACAACAUACAAAGCCUUCAGUCCCCAGUGGGUCAGCGUGGACGUGGGACUGCAGAUUGGGCUCGGAGGAGUCAACAUCACCCUCACAGGGACCCCAGUGCAGCAACUGAAUGAAACCAUCCACUACAAUGAGGCGUUUACGUGGCGCCUGGGCAAGAGCUAUGCAGAGGAGUACGCAAAGGCCCUGGAGAAGGGCCUUCCAGACCCAGUGCUGUACCUGGCUGAAAAGUUCACCCCUCAAAGCCCUUGUGGCCUGUACAACCAGUACCGCCUGGCAGGACACUACGCCUCAGCCAUGCUGUGGGUGGCAUUCCUCUGCUGGCUGCUGGCCAAUGUGAUGUUGUCUAUGCCAGUACUGGUCUACGGUAGCCACAUGCUGCUGGCCACUGGCCUCUUCCAGCUGUUGGCCCUGCUCUUCUUCUCCAUGACCACGUCCCUCAUAUCGCCCUGUCCCCUGCGUUUGGGCACUGCUGUGCUGCACACUCACCAUGGGCCUGCUUUCUGGAUCACAUUAGCCACAGGUCUGCUGUGUAUUCUGCUUGGCCUGGUCAUGGCAGUGGCCCACAGGAUGCAACCUCACAGACUGAAGGCCUUCUUCAACCAGAGUUCAGAGGACCCAGUGCUGGAGUGGGGCUCUGAAGAAGGGGGACUCUUGAGCCCCCACUACCGGUCCCUAGCUGAGAGUCCUGAGACCCAGGACAUUCCCAUGUCAGAGGCUUCCUCUGAGACCUGCUUUAACAAGGAGCAGCUCAAAGAGUCUGACUGCUUUAAGGAAGAACAGCUCAAAGAGUCUGACUGCUCCCUGUAAUGCUCGCUCUUCUCCCAGCAGCCACCGAGUUUCCAGACUGGCUCCAGAUGUCAUUGGAGCCCCCAUACACCAGCAGAACUACCCGGAAAGUGGGUUUGGGUUGUAUCAUGUGCCCUGCUCCAGUUUGUUGAUGUAACAGAAUAAUAGACACAGCCUACUAAUGCAAAAAAUAAACAAACACAAGGUUCUGAAGAAAUGUCAGACAUGCCCAGAAA